GACGCCCCAUUAGCGCGAGCUUACCACCGGUCCGCUCAGGCCCAGUGAAAACAAAGCAGCGGUGGUCCUGAUGCGUUUGUAAACAUCCCUAAAAAAAGACAACCGGUAACUUUAUAACAAAGUCAAUCCCCCGCCGGGGGGGUCCGUCGUUAUCGCAUCGGCCUAACGGGUGGCUUUCGUCCCGGGGCCGUUGAUGCUCUCUGCUCCCGUUGGUGUUGUUGUGUUCUCGGUGACGGUUGAUAAUGGAGACGGCUAACGGGCACCCGAAGCUAACGCUAUGUAGCCUGCGAGCGGCGGAGGGCCGCGGCUGAAAUCACCGGAGAAAGGCGACAAAGGGCAGUGGGCGGUGAAAGCUAAAGACACGCAGGUUUAACUCCCCCUCCCCCGGUCGGCGUGCGGGCGGCGGCAUGGCGGAGUAGGCGUCCGCGGCCGGUCGGGACUCGCUCCCCGUCGCCAUGGCGCCGGGCUCGCUGGUGGCGGCCUGCCGCAGCCUGGCCCUCUCUACGUGGCUGCUCUCCUUCUGCUUCGUCCACCUGCUGUGCCUGGACUUCACCGUGGCCGAGCGGGAGGAGUGGUACACCGCCUUCGUCAACAUCACCUACGUGGACCCCGCCACGUCGGAGCUGCGCACCGAGAAGACGGAGUGCGGCCGCUACGGGGAGCACUCGCCGAAGCGCGACGCCAAGGGGAUGGCGGCGCUGCCGGUGGCGCCGCUCGACCGGCAGGCCUGCGACCCCAACGGCCGGUUCGCGGUGCCCGCGCGGGCCGGGGCCUGGGUGGCGCUGGUCGCCGGGGGCAACUGCACCUACGAGGACAAGAUCCGCCACGCCACGGCCCAAAACGCCUCGGCGGUGGUCGUCUUCAACGUGGGCUCCUCCGUCGUCAACGAGACCAUCACGAUGGCUCAUCCGGGUACGGGCGAGGUGGUCGCCAUCAUGAUCCCGGAGCCCAAAGGCCGCGAGGUGGCCGCCCUGCUGGAGCGCAACGUGGCGGUCACCAUGACGAUCACCAUCGGGACCAGGAACCUGCAGAAGUACGUGAGCAGGACGUCGGUGGUGUUCGUGUCCAUCUCCUUCAUCGUGCUGAUGAUCAUCUCGCUGGCCUGGCUCGUCUUCUACUACAUCCAGAGGUUCCGCUACGCCAACGCCCGAGACCGCAACCAGCGUCGCCUCGGCGACGCGGCGAAGAAGGCCAUCAGCAAGCUGCAGGUGCGCACCAUCAGGAAGGGCGACCAGGAGACCGAGGCCGACUUCGACAACUGUGCCGUCUGCAUCGAGGGCUACAAGGCCAACGACGUGGUGCGCAUCCUGCCCUGCAGACACCUGUUUCAUAAGAGCUGCGUGGACCCGUGGCUGCUGGACCACCGAACAUGUCCAAUGUGCAAGAUGAACAUCCUCAAAGCCCUCGGCAUCGCUGUGAGUCCAUCGCAGCCUUGAUUUGGUGACGCGUUGAAAAGCUUCAACAAGCAGAGCAAUGGAUUUAAUACUGAGAACAAACCAAAUGUUACUUCUGUUUGUCCAGAAACGGAAAAAUCUUAACAAUGGAAAAGGAGGGCAAAGCAUUGAUUGACAGGUCUAUAAUAGACCAUAAAGCAGUGGAUACUUUGGGGCGGGGCUAAGCAUUGAUUGACAGGUCUAUAAUAGAACAUGCAACAGUGGAUACUUUGGAGCGGCGUUAAGC
This is a messenger RNA of Gasterosteus aculeatus aculeatus (three-spined stickleback), 1680 nucleotides long. The record is from RefSeq and is a predicted model, not a curated record. Lineage: Eukaryota; Metazoa; Chordata; Actinopteri; Perciformes; Gasterosteidae.